CGAGUCAGAAAUUGCAAGAAAUAGACAAUUUUUAGUUCGCAUUCCUGCAACUUCUGACGAUGAACAUUCAGAUAACGAAUCUGAAACUAGUGAGUCACAAAAUUUUGAAAGUGUCUCUGAUAACCAUUCUGAUCAUCACUCUCCAAUAAACUUACCUCCACAAACCUCUUCAGGUCGAAUUGUUAAAAAACCUGAUAGACUAGAUUUAUAAGUAAUUUUAUUAUAAAAUAAAAGGGGGUAAAGGGUGAAUGAAACAAUUGUGGAAAUUUAUAAAUGUUUAUUUAAAGAUUUGUUAAAGAAAGUUAUGUUUAUUUUGUCAUUAUAAAAAGAGGGGGAUGUGAUGUAUGUAAAUAGGUAGUAUUCGGAACGCACUCAAGUUGGUAAUAUUGUAAGAGUGACGUGACAGUGACAAGGACAGUGAAACGGAAAUAAAACCAUUCUGAAUCUAGACACGAUAGAUACAAGUUGUUUCAUUAUAACCUGUGCUCCAAAGUUAACCUAGGAACCCUACCACGUGUUACAUUAUAACAUUACAGGGACAGCAUAGUGCUAUGGAGUGGUAUUUCCUGAAAACGAGAUACCGAACUUGUGUUUCAAAUGUGAAGAUGGACACACUGGUGAAAAUAACGACUUACAUAAUCAUGUUAUAAAUAACCAAUUGAACCAAUGUACAGCUGACGUUAGGAAAGUGAAUACUGUUAAAAACCCUUUUGAGUGUCAAAAUGUUAAAAAUUAUAAAGACAAGAUAAGAAGACAUAUGAUAGAGCAGCACAUUAAAGAAAAAUCUGUUACUAAUGAAACCUGUUCGAAACAGAGUAAAAAAGUUUACACGAGUAUACACUCUUCUGAAAAACAUUUUACAUGUGAAGUUUGCAAUAGACAAUAUGUAUCAAAUGGUAAUCUAAAACAACAUAUGAUAAUUCACACUGGGAAAAAACCAUUCGAAUGUGAAAUAUGCACAAAACAGUUUACACAACUUUCUAAUUUAAAAGUUCAUAUGAGAAGGCACAUUGGUGAAAAACCUUUUGAAUGUCAAGUAUGCACAAAACAGUGUUUAACAAAAGGUCACUUAAAAAGACAUAUGGCGGUGCAUACUGGUGUUAAGCCAUUUGGAUGUGAAAUAUGCACAAAACAGUUUGUAACACACAAUGAGUUAAAAAUACAUAUGGUGGUGCAUACUGGUGUAAAACCAUUUGGAUGUGAAAUAUGCACAAAACAGUUUAGACGAACUGCUGACUUAAAAUCUCAUAUGAGAAAGCAUACUGGUGUAAAACCAUAUGCAUGUGAAAUGUGCACAAAACAGUUUGCACGAAGUGCUAACUUAAAAUUGCAUAUGAGAACGCACACUGAAAAACUAUUUGGAUGUGAAAUAUGCACAAAACAGUUUGCACGAAGUACUGACUUAAAAAGACAUACGAUGAUGCAUACUGGUGAAAAACCAUUUGGAUGUGAAAUUUGCACCAAAUCGUUUUCGCGAAGUUCUGAUUUAAAAAUACAUUUGAGAAUGCAUCCUUGAGAGGAUCAAUUUGUGAAAUUUGCAGAAAACUGUUUAUUGUAGCAAAUAUAGAUGUAAAAAGAUGCAGCGGUUCUCAAGAGUCAUGUACCACAUAAAGUUUCUUUUAUUCUGUUUGGUACCACCUAUAUUUUUAGAUUGUAUUAUCAAGACAGUUACUAAGUACUACUAUUUUAAUUUUUUGUGCGUUUUGUGUACCACCGCAAAUAAUGGUAUGUACCACCAGUGGUACAUGUACCACUGGUACAUUGAGAACCGCUGCUCUAGGAUCUAUAGUCGAUUCGCUUUUCUGAGACUCAACUGUCUAGUGACGUUAGUCAUUUAUUUUUUGGUAAAUUCAGUUGUCAUUAUCAGACCUGACUGAAAAUUACUACACAACCACACGUAAUUGCUCUUAGCCAAUAUUAUUAAUAAUAAACAUACAUUUUUUUUAUUUGUAAUUGGCUUUGGCAUAAACCAAUUUAGACCAGGCCGCAUCUGUAAAAAUAUUAGUACAUUUGGACGUUGAGAGGUGACUCAAAUUUUUUUGCAGAAAUUGCUUGAAAAUAA
This is a messenger RNA of Diabrotica virgifera virgifera (western corn rootworm), 2062 nucleotides long. RefSeq names its product gastrula zinc finger protein XlCGF71.1-like. Gene Ontology annotation, cellular component: nucleus. Lineage: Eukaryota; Metazoa; Arthropoda; Insecta; Coleoptera; Chrysomelidae. The record is from RefSeq and is a predicted model, not a curated record. The transcript is spliced from 2 exons. Bases 758 to 1516 code for a protein of 252 amino acids.